Rosa chinensis is the source of this 2287-nucleotide messenger RNA. Its product is annotated as thylakoid membrane protein TERC, chloroplastic. The transcript is spliced from 5 exons. Gene Ontology annotation, cellular component: membrane. The record is from RefSeq and is a predicted model, not a curated record. NCBI's taxonomy places the organism in Eukaryota, Viridiplantae, Streptophyta, Magnoliopsida, Rosales, Rosaceae. The coding region runs from base 625 to 1020 and encodes 131 amino acids.
UCGCAGCUCACCUUGUCGACCUCAUCAUUCUCCAAGCUGAAGUUCUUCGAGUCCCGACCUCCUUCUCCGACCCAAGCCGACUGGAGCCGCCUCCAACCUGACCCCAAGUCCCCGACCUCAGUCUCUGAUCCCGUGUUCCCCUGCCUCGCUCUCUGACCCCGAGUCCCUGAUCUCGUUCACCAGACCUCGAGCUUGAGAUCUGAUCUGACCUGGAGCUUAUCGCCGGACCUGAGCUUGUCAUUCUCCAACUUGAGCCAGCUCUAGCUAGUUCUCCAACGUCUAGUCUUGUAGGUCCUCUCUCUCCUCUUCGUGACCACCAAUACUGAUUUCCUGUCAGGUGUGUGCAGCGGUAGCAUUUGGAGUUGGUGUGGGUUUUAAAGACGGCGUUUGCAAGGCAACCGAGUUUUUUUCCGGGUAUGAAGAAAUGUGUGGUUUAUGAUCUUGUUAGUAGCUGAUAGAAAGUUGAGCUCUCUUUAUUUUCUAAACAUUUAGUCAUUUGACUACCUUAGUAGGUGAAAACAUAUAUAGUGUUUAAUUCAAAAGAAUAGGGAACAAGCAGUUUGAUCUGGUGAUAGUUUUCAUCUGACUGCAUGGUUUGUGUAUUGUGUUUGUCUGUGAGUCUACAUGUUAUUAUCAUUUGCUGCAUCUACUAAGUGUUGGGACUUUUUCAGGUAUUUACUGGAGCAAAGUUUGUCAGUGGACAACUUGUUUGUGUUUGUUCUGAUUUUCAAGUACUUCAAAGUGCCACUUAUGUAUCAGGUUCGUGUUCUUUCAUAUGGUAUUGCUGGUGCAAUCAUCUUUAGGUUGACAUUGAUACUCCUCGGAACAGUCACACUUCAGAGGUUUGAGGCAGUAAAUCUUUUCCUCGCUGCAAUAUUACUUUACUCAUCCUUCAAGUUAUUUUCCAGUGAAGAAGAUGACACCGAUCUGUCUGACAACUUUGUUGUGAAGACAUGCCAGAAAUUUAUCCCUUUCACCGGUAAUGAUUUGGCUGUGUAUAUAAUUCAUUUAUAUAGUUGAAUUUUUGUUUUCUGAUUUUGUGUACGCAAUUAAAACUAUAUCACAAUUAGAUAGUUUUAAGAUUAUUGGGGGCCUUGGCCUUGGGGAUAAGCCAUAUGUUGCUUAAGCUUAUUUUGAACUCAAUAUGAGUAUAUAAGGUUCAGCACAACCAUAAAAUAUAAGUCUAGGAGUUCAUGCUUAGGAUGAACACUUUUCUUUGUCAAGAAUUUCCUCACUUGAUUUUUCUUCUAAAUAAUAUUAAGAAAAGUCAAGAAUUUCCUCACUUGAUUUUUCUUCUAAAUAAUACUAAGAAAAAUCAAGAAUUUCCUCUUUACUUUCUAGGAUAAACAAAUCAUUUCAUUGGUUACUCUUUUGCCAUCUCUUCCGUUGGCAAAUACUUACCUUUGUUUGCUAUAAUUCUAAAAUUCUGAUUACUUCUUUCUCUGCGAUAUUGGGGUUAUGUUUACUGAUUGUUCGUGUUUCAUGCAAAAGACUAGGGAAUUUUGGCUGCAUGGUUUUGAUUUAGUCAGGCUCACUUUCUCGGUAACAGUUGGGGUUUGUUGUUUGUAAGUUUACUUUGUUGUUUCUGAGAUUGACUUGGUUGGUGUGCACUAGUAUCUCAUUGAGCGAGGCAGCAAAAUAUGAGGUGUAUGUUAAACACUACGUUUUUCCGCCAGUAAUGGUUUUCCUAUUGUUAGGUUAUCAGAUAAAAGAUUGCUUUUGCAUUGUUUUAUAACUUUUAGGAUUAGUUGUUGAUGAAAAUAUUUGGAUGAAGAACGAAGGCAAGGUAGCAGGUAGCAUCCUCAUCAAUCUUUUUUCUCUCUGGCCUCUCUGCCAGUGACUUUGCUUUUCUGAACAAGUGUGCAGUACCAUUGCAAAAUACAGUUAUAGUCUUAGAUUCUUUGAAAAUUUAAGAAACUCCAUGGAUUUGGGUGGUUACCACUUACUGCUGCUUUGAUGAGUAUCCCAUUUGCCUUCCUCCUCUGUUGUUAAUGAUAUUGAUAGAGUACCUCAAGUUGGAGUUGUUUGUUUAGUUUAAUGUUGUUGUUUGGGUCUUUCCCCCUCAUUUUUCCCAAGAGGAAGUUUUAAUGGUGAGUCUAAGUACAGUAAACUCAAUAUUAGUGAAAAAAAAUGUAAAGGUCACCUAACCAGCUCUUAUGUAUCUAUUGUAAUGCUAAUUGCAUUAUCUUGUAGAGCAAGGCCAAUCAAAUCUUUAUGUACUGGUAUUUAUUCAGUAUAAUUACGAUAUUGCACGUGUCAUGACCAAAAUGUCAGUUGUUUUUUCCUU